CAUUCUCUACUUAUGCAAGAAUAAGUUUAAAGCAUCACGAAGUGUCCCCCAAUUCCCAAACUUUCAGGUCGCAAAACGCAGCACCGGCAGCGGGGCCUCGCAAGGGUUUAAAGCGGUUUGCAAACGUACCAAAAAGACCUUAAGCCUUCACACGCUUCAAUCUGCGCCAGCGGCACCUAUCCGACGAGACGCGCAACCUACAUUUCCGACGGGAGCGGCGUCGCUUUAACAUGGCCGCUUGACAACUUGCUCACAGCGAGGAGACUAGAUGGGCUCGCUCCAGAAAAUGAGUUGGCUGGAGGACUGCGGUGGCUGGGCGCUCAGCUCUAUUGCCGCAUAUGUGCCUUGGGCGGCCUGCGGGCUCCAAACAUGGGCCACAGCGCUGCUGCCUGGGUGGAAUCCCCAGGCCGAGCCCAUAUAUGUGGGACACCGUAAAUUUCGGGUGCUGCAGCAGCUGGGCGAGGGCGGCUAUGCGGUGGUGCUGCUGGUGCAGGAGGCGCCCACGCCGUACCGCACACACCCCGAUCCCGAGCUGCGAGCCCUCAAGAAGGUGCUGGUGCAGUCUGGCGAGCACUUUGACGCAGUGCAGCAGGAGAUGAUGAUCCACCUGGCCGUGCAGCACCACCCCAACAUACUGCCCCUGCUGGACUACUGCUGCAGCGAGCCCGGGCCGCCCGCCGGACCGCCCCUCCCGCCGGCGGCGGCGCCGCCGCCCAGCGGCACAGCCUCAGCGGCUGGCGCCGCCGGCCACAGCCCGUCCAGCCUUUACAACGCCGCCUUCGGGGACCGCGGCCAACCGCCCCAACCGCAGCCUCAGCACCCGCACUACCACUCCCACGCAACGCUGCACGAGCCGCAGCCGCUGCAGCCCAAGGGCGCGCCGUGGGCGCUCGCGACGGCUCACCCGCACAUGACGCAACCGCACCCGCAAGCGCCGGCCCGGGGGCUUGACGGGCAGCGAGGCAUGCCGUCGUCGGGUGGCGGCGCGGCGGUGGAGGUGGCGGCGUCUUGCUCCCGCGUGGCGUGCUUCCUGUUCCCGGUGUUUCGUGAGGGCACGCUGGCUGCGGAGCUGGAGCGGCUGGCGGCGCGGGGAGAGCGGCUGGCCACUGCGGAUGUUCUGUCGCUGUUCAUCCAGAUGGCGCGGGCAACGCGGCACAUACACGGGCACGGCUACGCGCACAGAGACCUCAAGCCGCUCAACGUGCUCAUCGCCUCCAACCCCGACCACCCAGCCAACCGCCAGUCCCAACCGUCCCAACCGCAACCGCAGUGGCUCGGGCAGGGGACAGGCACGGGCCGGCGGCCGACCGGCGGCGGCAGUAGCAGCAGCGUCAGCAGUAGCCUGGCUCGGCCGCUUCAGGGCCCCGGCCACCUGCAUCACGCCGCCGGACAAGACGUGGAGGCUGGGGGGCGGCUGCUGAGCGAGGGCGGCGGCGGGACCGGGCUGUUCCCCCCGGGCGCCAGGUACCGGUGUGUUGUGAUGGACUUUGGCAGUGCCCGCCCCGCCAAGGCGCAUGUGCCCAACCGCGCGGCGGCACUGGCUCUGCAGGAGGACGCGGAGGCCCACUGCUCUGCGCCCUACCGCGCCCCGGAGCUGCUGGACGUGCCCUCGCCCGCCCCCCUGGACUACAGCGCCUGCGACGUGUGGGCGCUAGGCGCCUCGCUGUUUCAGAUCAUGUACGGCGAGCCGCCCUUCGCCCGGGCCACCAACGCCGCGGGGGGCAGUCUGGCGCUGGCGGUGCUCAACUGCGCCAUCGGUUGGGCCCGCCCCCCCGGGCCCGCCUACCCGCCCGAGCUGCACGAGCUGGUGGCAGCGGCCAUGGCGCCAGAGCCCAGCCAGCGACCCAGCGCCGACCAGCUCGUGCAAAUGGCGGAGGCACUGGCGCACCGCACCCCGCCGCUACCGGAGCCCAUGCCGCCACAGUAACAGUAGCAGUAGCAGCAGCGACAGCAGUGAUGGCGGCGGCGGUGGCGGUGGCAGCAGCAGGAGGCGCGUCGGUGUCAGGGGCGGAGGCGGCAGCGGCCGGCACAGCACAGGUCGGUCUGGGGUCGGCACGGGAGGUCGGUCUGAGGUCGGGCGUGACACGGUGUCACGGACCAGCGCCGCCGCUGCCGUAGUAGGCGGGACGCAGCAGCAGCAGGCCAGGGGGCUGCCACGGCCUGAGCACACGCCUCCGGCGCAGCGCGAUAUCGCGCCGGUGAUGCCAUGGCCGUGGCUUGCCGCCGCGAAGUCCAAAGGGUUCCAAACCCGCCGCCGGCGGUCGGCGCCGAGCAUAUGGGGCCGCGCCGGCGGCCGGGCGGGGCUGCCGUGACACGCGGCUGGACACAUGGCGGGCGGUGCCUCGUGGCGGUGCCUGUACAAACCGACCCCGGCUAUGUCCGGGAGAUGAGGUAGUUUCGGAACCUUCGGCCUCAGACACGCACCAACGUGGCAUGGGUGCAGCCCACGUUUCGCUGGAGAGGGGGAGUCACCUUUGUUGUCGAGCACCUUGCGGUGCGACGUGCGUUGGCUUGCUGUGUUCAUCGCGCAUGUGGGCGCUUGCUUGUGUGCGUGCUGACAGUUGGGCUGCGGGGCCACCCACGGCCCCCUUGCUUGUCAGACUAUACGGCCAGAGACCCAUCGCGGACGCGCCCAGCUGGCCAGAGACUGCGACUGUCGAUGGUCAGCGUUUGAAAAGGAGCAGGAGCAAUACAGGAGCUCGACGCUCCAAAGAAACGCCCAGGAACGCUCACCUGUGAUGAUCCUUGGCAGGCCGUUCACGCCUCUAGGGCAGCUGGUGGUGCAGAUGUCGGCUCUAUGGCAGCUGGUGGCGCCGGAAAGAGGGCGAACUUGGGGCGUGGCGGGGUCUUUACGGGCCCGCGAAUGUCCAUCCCGUUACGGACUCGUGAAGUCGCUUCUCGCUCCGGCAAUGAGUUUGACCCGCCGCCUACGGUGUUUGAGACCAAUAGACCUUGAAGUCGCGAUUUGCGCCAGUAUUGAGUUUGGUGCCGGCGACCGCCCGUUUCUGGGUGGCUUACACCCCCUGAAUCGCCGCUUGGGGGGCUCAGCCCAAGAAACCUAGGUCGAGGCGGGUUGAAUGCGGGUGCCGUGUCGCGGCAUGGGCCUGUAACUCUUUAUGCAUGCUAGGGGCCGGAGGGGUCCAGGGCGGCGGGGCGCGGGGGCUUGCUGGCACGGAUUUGCACGCCAAGGCGCGGCGGGGGGAGACGGGGGGGAGGGAGGGCGUGAUAACGCCCGAGAGUGCGGGGCGGAUGACGCGGAUGGGUGUAACCAAGCACGGGC
Messenger RNA from Chlamydomonas reinhardtii, 3280 nucleotides. RefSeq lists its product as uncharacterized. The record is from RefSeq and is a predicted model, not a curated record. The transcript is spliced from 10 exons. Gene Ontology annotation, biological process: protein phosphorylation. Gene Ontology annotation, cellular component: cytoplasm. NCBI's taxonomy places the organism in Eukaryota, Viridiplantae, Chlorophyta, Chlorophyceae, Chlamydomonadales, Chlamydomonadaceae. Gene Ontology annotation, molecular function: ATP binding; protein serine/threonine kinase activity. Bases 269 to 1927 code for a protein of 552 amino acids.